CAGUCAGUCUUAUUUCAGACGAGUUCGUGGGAGGAUGCUUGACGGCUUGCUCCAGAAGUGACGAAUCUCUGAUUUAAACACCAUUUUAAGGACCCGCUAGUGUGGUGUCUGUGUUAAAUUGAUCAUUAGAGACAUCGAGUGAUUUGUUCGAGUUCGUAGUGGUGGAAUGUGAUAUGUUUAGAGAGUGGUUGAGGUUGUAUACAAGGGUGUGUGGUGGAGGCCCCUGGAGUAGUGGAGUGCUUGGCCUGCCUCGCCUCCACCCGACGCCACCUCCAGGGCCAGCGUGGGGGUCCACGGCCGCCUCCUCCGCCAGUCUGCCGGUGGCUGCCGUCGGCGAUGGUAGUCUGGCAGUUCUCCCGGUUAGAAUUAUCGCGUGUUAAUACCCCGAGAUGUAAAUUCCAUAAUGGAGAUUUUUGAAUAUCAGUCGACUUUUUGUGUUCAAUACUGAUGAGGUUGUCUUUGCCGAGUGAUACCGGCUCGUGUGAGAUGGUGCAAAAUACAUUUGUUUGAGAGUGUGGGAGGCCAGGCUGUGAUGGCUGGCGUGGGCCCUUGAAUGACAUCAAAUCAAACGUCACCCUCCACCCACACGCCCUACAACACCACGCCCUCAACCCCAGCCACGCCCUCAAUCCCAGCCACGCCCACUCACGCCACGCCCUCCAACAAGCAGCGAUGGCGUGUGGCAGUGUGUUCGCCGCGGAGAGCAAGCUGGGGCGUGACCUCUCCGCCCUCGACCCCACCCGCAGCGACCUCACUUCAGACCUCCCGCGGAAGAAGAGAGACUCGCCCCCCAACUCCAGAAACACCUCCUACAGGGUUGGAGGGAGCGUGCACGAGGCUGUGAGGUUCCUGCAGGGGGAGCACGAGGCCGUCCUCCAAGGCCUCCACCAGCAGAUACAACUCCUCCAGAAGCGUUGUGAUGAUUUACAGUUUGAGGCCCAUCUUCGGCAUGUGACCCUUACUGAUGAAGACACAUGGAGGUCGCAGGUCGCCGAGCUCAACAAGCUUCUGGAGGAGCGAACAAAGUGUGUGGUGCAGCUGGAGAAGCAGCUGUCAGAGCAGCAGAGACUGUCAGAGGAAGAGCGCGAGCAGAACAGGUGGCGGGAACUGCAGCUACAACAGCAAUUGGAAGCUGGGGAGCGGCGGGUGUCAGAACUACGUGGAGAGGUGCAUAGACUGCGGGCGCAAGUGCGUGAUUUAAGGGUGUACAGUUCAGCACUGCGAACUGUUGGCGCUCGUGCAUCCUCUUCCCGGACUGCUUCUCGCAGCUCUAACAAUAUCACUGCACGCCCUCUCUCCCGCAACUCCCGUGCCUCUGUCGGCUCUCAGGAAUCACUAGAGUCUUCAGGACCUCGAAGUCUUGGUUCUGAAGAUGGAGAAGCAGGAUCGUGGCGAGAGGCACGGCUAGGAGGCACUAAUGUUACUACUCGCAACCCUCGGGCAGGAAGAACGCCUCUUAAUGCUCAUCCUCGACACUCCACCUUCUCCCUUCCACCCACAAUCACCUCCCCGCCCGCCUCUCUGCCACCCUUGGCAUCUAUGCCAACCCAGCGCCCGACCUCCACUUCCACCGUCAUUCUGCCACCCAUCACAACCAGUCAAAAUGUCUCCCGCCACGUCCGUCGCCAACUCCGCCUUGGGUCGGCGCCAGUCCUUGACAUAGACCGCAGCAACCCCCACCCUCAGCGUGAUAGGGUAUGACCCCGCCUGACCUCGGCCCCAGUGCAGAGGGUGUGCAUGCACAGGGUCACUACUGGAGAGAGCAUGGCUAGGGUCCAAGCAACACCAAAGAGGGGCCGACCAGCCAGUGUGUGCAGCUGCAAAGUAUCAUGGCAGACUCCAGGAACCAGUGGCUAACUGACUUGUCUGGGAACUGUAACUCAAAUAACAAUGUACAGCAUGUUCAUUCUGCAGUUACUAAAAUAAACUUUUACAGUGGUCUCCCCUCCUCCAGAGGAAAAUAUUUUGAACACAAUACAUAGUACAAAAUGACCACUAUAAAAUCUAACAAUUGCAGCAUUUUAGUGUAUUCAAAUCUGACAUAUAGAAAACAAUUGUAGCAGUGAUAAAGAAAAUAGAAAGGCUGAACCUGGCAAUAUUGUACAUUAACAUUAUGCUCCAGGGAGCUCACUCGUGCAUCCAGACACCUCAAGUGUGUGUGAAUAUACAAUAUUUUUAUACCUGGUGCAUUUUGAACCCACCUAAACAAAAAUUAUUUUCACAUUAAAUAUUAUAACUUAUUUGUGAUAUAUUUUCUCAAUUUAUGAUUUGUUUUUGUAUUAAAAGUUUAUACUGAUACAGUACUAUACUGAUACAGUGGAGUGGUUUCUAAUACUGUGUAAUAGCGGAACAUAAAUCUCAUCAAACAUGGUAAAUAUUCGUAUAUGCAGCCAGUAUGAUACGCAUCCGUAUGUGGCCAGUACGACAGGCGUCCUCUAUGUGGUCAGUAUGAUAAGUGGCUUUGAUGUGUGUUUCCCAUGUAGCCUGAUGUUUAUACAAGUCAUGUUAUUGACCUACUACAGACAUGUGUGCACAAAGGAAUGAAUUGUGCAUUACAUUUCUUAUAUGUGUGAUUUGACAUAGGUGAUUUUAACCUCUUUUUUUUUUUUUUUUAAUUAUUUUUGAUUUGUAUUGAAAAUGGUUUCCAUUUAUACAUUCAUAAGUUUUAAAUGCUUUUUAAUAUUUUCAUGUAAUAAAAUCCAAAAAUUAUUAUUAAAUAUUUGUGGCACUUCAAUUUCCAAGUUGCUCUGUACAGGAACAAUCAUGUUUUGUACUUGUUGACUUCCUGUGGCAUACAGUUAUAGCAACGAAAACUAAAUGUAUCUCAAAUUAUCCUGUCUAAUAGUAAACAUAAAGAAAGAUGCUGUGAAAUUCAUGCAAAUUUUCUCUAAACGUAUACAAACAAAACUCUAAAAUUAAUGCAAUUUUCAUCCAAGCGUGCAGAAAGAUGCUAUAAAAAUUUGCAUGCAAAUUUCCUCCAAAUGUAUACAGAUAUACAGUACUUUAAAAUCCAUGCGAAUGUAUUAAUUAUUUUGUCCCGACACUGCAGUCUCAUCUCAAAGGUCUGUGUUCAUCGUCAUCAUUAUCAAAAGUGUUCAGGAUUUUUUAUUUGGAUUUUAGAAGUUUGAAUCCUUGGUUUGUAUGAUUCAUUGGUACAGUAUUUGGAGAUAUUAUAUAUAUAUAUAUAUAUAUAUAUAUAUAUAUAUAUAUAUAUAUAUAUAUAU
Messenger RNA from Procambarus clarkii (red swamp crayfish), 3224 nucleotides. RefSeq names its product coiled-coil domain-containing 92B. The record is from RefSeq and is a predicted model, not a curated record. Lineage: Eukaryota; Metazoa; Arthropoda; Malacostraca; Decapoda; Cambaridae.